GGGUGAACUUACCUUCACGGAUCAGAGUAUUUGCUGAGCGGUGGACUGAGAGAGAAAUAAACCACCCGAACAUCAUUGGCCUGGUUAGCCAGGCCGCAUUGUGCUUGCCCGAGAAGGAAGGGAGAGAGAGAAAGCCCCCAUAUGGAGUGUGGUCACGUUACAGUCUCCUUCGUGUCUCCAUCUUGUCAGGCUUUGGGGCUUGCAUACACUCGGCCCGGCAUGUCUUUCAAGCUGCUGAGGCCAAGAUUCAAACCACGGUUAGCCAUCUGGGAUCCUGCUUCCUUCACCACUAGCCUCCGAGACUGACCCCAGAUUUAUUUUGAAACAGCAGAGGGGAAACAUUUGCUGAUGUGUAGUCACGAUGAGUGGGUUAGGAGAAAACUCCUUGGAUCCCCUGGCCACUGACUCCCGAAAACGUAAAUUGCCGUGUGACACUCCAGGUCAAGGUCUCAGCUGCAGUGGUGAAAAGUGGAGACGGGAGCAGGAGAGUAAAUACAUCGAAGAACUGGCUGAACUCAUAUCUGCUAAUCUUAGUGAUAUUGACAAUUUCAACGUCAAACCGGAUAAGUGUGCGAUUUUGAAGGAAACAGUAAGACAGAUACGUCAAAUAAAAGAACAAGGAAAAGCUAUUUCCAAUGAUGAUGAUGUUCAGAAAGCUGACGUGUCUUCCACAGGGCAGGGAGUGAUCGACAAAGACUCCUUAGGACCACUUUUACUUCAGGCACUGGAUGGUUUCCUGUUUGUGGUGAAUCGAGAUGGGAACAUUGUGUUUGUGUCAGAAAAUGUUACACAAUACCUGCAGUAUAAGCAGGAAGACCUGGUUAACACAAGUGUCUACAAUAUCUUGCAUGAAGAAGACAGAAAAGAUUUUCUUAAAAAUUUACCGAAAUCAACAGUUAAUGGAGUUUCUUGGACAAACGAGACUCAGAGACAAAAAAGCCAUACGUUCAAUUGCCGUAUGUUGAUGAAAAUACCACAUGAUCUUCUGGAAGACAUGAAUAGCAGUCCCGAAAUGCGCCAGAGAUACGAAACGAUGCAGUGCUUUGCCCUGUCUCAGCCACGUGCUAUGAUGGAGGAAGGGGAAGAUUUGCAAUCCUGUAUGAUCUGUGUGGCACGUCGCAUCACUACAGGAGAAAGAGCAUUUCCAUCAAACCCCGAGAGCUUUAUCACUAGACAUGACCUUUCAGGAAAGGUUGUCAAUAUAGAUACAAAUUCACUGAGAUCGUCCAUGAGGCCUGGCUUCGAAGAUAUAAUCCGAAGGUGUAUUCAGAGAUUUUUUAGUCUUAAUGAUGGGCAGUCAUGGUCCCAGAAACGUCACUAUCAAGAAGCUUAUAUCCAUGGCCACGCUGAGACGCCGGUGUAUCGAUUCUCAUUGGCCGACGGAACCAUAGUGACCGCACAAACAAAGAGCAAACUCUUCCGACAUCCCGUAACGAAUGAUCGCCAUGGCUUUGUUUCAACCCACUUUCUUCAGAGAGAACAGAAUGGGUAUCGACCAAACCCAAAUCCUGUCGGACCAGGCGUCAGGCCCCCCGCGGCUGGAUGCAGCGGAUCAGUGGGCGGCAUGAGCGUGUCGCCAAACCCAGGCUUACCCAUGCUGAGCGGCAGGACCUAUGGCUUGGCUGACUCCAGCCCUGCAGGUCAGAUGAGCGGAGCGAGGUAUGGAGGUUCCAGUAACAUAGCCUCCAUGACUCCGGGGCCAGGCAUUCAGUCACCAUCCUCCUACCAGAACAGUAGCUACGGGCUCAACAUGAGUAGCCCCCCGCACGGGAGUCCUGGUCUUGGCUCCAACCAGCAGAGUAUCAUGAUUUCUCCUCGUAAUCGCGGGAGUCCAAAGAUGGCCUCACAUCAGUUUUCUCCUGUUACAGGGGUGCACUCUCCCAUGGGCUCGUCUGGCAAUCCCGGGAGCCACAGCUUCUCCAGCAGCUCUCUCAGUGCCCUGCAAGCCAUCAGCGAGGGCGUGGGGACUUCGCUGUUAUCUACCUUGUCUUCCCCAGGUCCUAAAUUGGAUAACUCCCCCAAUAUGAAUAUAGCCCAACCAAGUAAAAUGAGUAGUCAGGAUUCUAAGAGUCCCCUAGGCUUGUACUGCGACCAGAAUCCAGUGGAGAGUUCCAUGUGUCCGUCAAAUAGCAGAGAUCACCUCAGCGACAAGGAGAGUAAGGAGAGCGGUGCGGAAGGCCCAGAGACUCAGAGAGGGCCCUUGGAAGGCAAGGGCCAUAAAAAGCUCCUGCAGUUACUCACCUGUUCCUCUGAUGACCGAGGGCAUUCCUCCCUGACCAACUCCCCCCUGGAUUCCAGUUGUAAAGACUCAUCCAUUAGUGUCACCAGCCCCUCCGGAGUCUCCUCCUCGACAUCUGGAGGCGUGUCCUCUACGUCCAACAUGCACGGGUCCCUGCUGCAGGAGAAGCACCGGAUUUUGCACAAGUUGCUGCAGAACGGGAACUCACCGGCUGAGGUAGCCAAGAUCACCGCCGAGGCCACCGGGAAAGACACCAGCAGCACAGCUUCUUGUGGGGAGGGGAGCAUCAAGCAGGAGCAGCUGAGCCCUAAGAAGAAGGAGAACAACGCACUCCUUCGGUACCUGCUGGACAGGGACGAUCCCAGCGACACACUGGCCAAAGAGCUGCAGCCGCAGGUGGAAGGGGUGGAUGGUAAGACAGGCCAGUGCAGCAGCUCCGCCAUCCCCAGCUCCAGUCAAGAGAAGGACUCUAAAGUGAAGACAGAGACCAGCGAGGAGGGGUCUGGAGACUUAGAUAAUUUAGAUGCUAUUCUUGGUGACCUGACCAGUUCUGACUUUUACAAUCAUUCCGUAUCCACAAAUGGCAGUCACCUGGGGACCAAGCAACAGCUGUUCCAAGGAGCAAAUCCUUUGGCAGGUCUGAGGAGCCCGCAGUCUGUGCCAUCCGCUCGUCCCCCCUACAACCGAGCAGUGUCUCUAGAUAGCCCUGUUUCUGUUGGCUCUAGUCCUCCAGUGAAGAACAUGAGUGCUUUCCCCAUGUUACCAAAGCAAUCCAUGCUGGGCGGCAAUCCAAGGAUGAUGGAUAGUCAGGAAAAUUAUAGCUCAAAUAUGGGUGGACCAAACAGAAACGUGACUAUGAAUCAGACUCCUCCCUCAGGAGACUGGGGCUUACCGAACGCAAAGGCCAGCAGAAUGGAACCCAUGAGUUCGGGCCCCAUGGGGAGACCGGGAGGAGAGUAUGCUGCUGCGUUACCCAGACCCGCGAUGGGCGCCUCCGUGCCCACGCUGCCGCUUCGGUCUAACAGCAUCCCAGGGGCAAGACCAGCACUGCAGCCACAGCCGCAGCAGCAGAUGCUUCCGAUGAGGCCUGGUGAGAUUCCCAUGGGAAUGGGAGUCAAUCCCUAUGGCCAGGCAGCACCAUCCAACCAGCCAGGGUCCUGGCCAGAUGGCCUUUUGUCCAUGGAACAAGGCCCUCACGGGGCUCAAAACAGGCCCCUCCUUAGGAAUUCCUUGGAUGAUCUCCUUGGGCCACCCUCUAACUUGGAAGGGCAGAGCGAUGAAAAUGCAUUGUUGGACCAGCUGCAUACUCUCUUGAGCAACACAGAUGCUACGGGCCUGGAAGAAAUUGACAGAGCUUUGGGCAUCCCUGAACUUGUAAAUCAGGGACAAGCUUUGGAGCCCAAGCAGGAUGCUUUCCCAGGCCAAGAAGCAGCAGUAAUGAUGGAUCAGAAGGCAGCUUUGUAUGGACAGUCCUACCCGGCACAGGGGCCUCCAAUGCAAGGAGGCUUUAAUCUUCAGGGACAAUCACCAUCUUUUAAUUCUAUGAUGACUCAGAUGAACCAGCAAGGCAGUUUUCCCCUCCAAGGAAUACACCCGCGGGCCAGCGUCAUGAGACCCCGGACAAACACCCCCAAGCAGCUGAGGAUGCAGCUCCAGCAGAGGCUGCAGAGCCAGCAGUUUUUGAAUCAGAGCCGGCAGGCACUUGAGGUGAAAAUGGAGAGCCCCACGGCUGGGGGUGCGGCAGUCAUGAGGCCCAUGAUGCAGCCCCAGGUGGGCCCUCAGCAGGGCUUCCUUAACACCCAGAUGGUCGCCCAGCGCAGCAGAGAGCUGCUGAGUCACCACUUCCGGCACCAGCGGGCUGCGAUGAUGAUGCAGCAGCAGCAGCAGACCCAGGCCUUCAGCCCACCGCCUAACGUGACCGCGUCUCCCAGCAUGGAUGGGGUGUUGGCGGGACCCGCGAUGCCACCCGCUCCACCACAGCAGUUUCCAUACCCUCCAAGUUACGGAGUGGGACAGCAGCCAGAUCCAGCCUUUGGUCGAGUGUCUAGCCCUCCUAAUGCAAUGAUGUCGAGAAUGGCUCCCUCCCAGAAUUCCAUGAUGCAGCACCCUCAGACCGCACCCAUGUAUCAGUCCUCAGAAAUGAAGGGCUGGCCAUCAGGAAACUUGACCCGGAAUAGCUCCUUCUCGCAGCCGCAGUUCGCCCACCAGGGAAGCCCCGCAGCGUACAGCAUGGUGCACGUGAACGGUGGCGGUGCGCACAUGGGACCGAUGAACGUGAACUCCAUGCCCAUGUCUGGCAUGCCCAUGGGUCCCGAUCAGAAAUACUGCUGACAGCACUACACCAGGACCUCUGAGGGAGUCACUUACAGGUGACACCGCACCAGGAUUAUUGGGAGGUGGAGAGUCACCAUUCAGACAUCCAGCUUUGAAGAAUGGAUCGGCUUUGAUCUCCGUCAGGGGUAUUCCACGGGAUGUCAUUUGAGCAGGACUGGAUUUUAAGCUGAAGCGCAAUAUCUACCUGUUUCUUUUCCCCUCCUUCUGUGUAUUAAGGAGUUCAAAACAAAUAUUUUUGGCAUUCUGUCUCCUAGGGAUGUGAUUUUAGAGACAGAGAGAGCGUUACUGAUCACAGAUCUGGGCCACUUCUGCCUUGCUAGCCAAAGUCUCUCGCAUAAGUGGGUGGGCAGAGGCCACUGGCAACACCAAGAGCUGGGACGCCGGUGUCUCCCGUUGCAGGACUGGACAGAGCGUAGCCCCAGCCUCCAAGUAUUGAUGUCGCUCCCAGGUGGUUCUGUGUCGGCCCUUUGUCCGGUGGCAUUGGCAUUUCUGCGCUCCUGUCCUUUACUGAUGGCUCUGAGUUGCUCUGUCCCUGUUCUUUGUUGUCCUAGGCUGUCCUCUGAUGAAGAUUGCCAUUUGCCCUUCGUGUCCUGUAACAUGUCACCUCCAGGGGUUGUCGUUGGUGUCAGUGGCUUUGCAGAAGGGAAGAUGAGACGACAGUAUUUAAUUGUAGCAGUAGCCAAUUGUUCACACGCUAACGUGUAGCCGUGUGCACUUUAUUUAAAAAGUAAUGGAUAAAUGCAAUAUUCUUGAGGUCUUGAGGAAUGGGGAACCACAUUCCUGGUUUUUGUCUACACUAAUCUGUUAGACAAGAACUAUGUUUUUUUUCCUUCCUUUUAUUUACUGGUCUCACCCUUUGCCUAUAUGGUAGAGCAAUAAUGCUUUUUGAAAAUGAACUUCUAAAACCCCAAGGCCAGGUACUGCAUUCUGAAUCAGAAUUUUGCAGUGUUUCUGUGAAUAGAUUUUUUUUUUUUUGUAAAUAUUACCUUUAAGAUAUUGUAUUAUGUAAAAUAUGUACAUACCUUUUUUGUAGGUCACAACAACUCAUUUUUACAGAGUUUGUGAAGCUAAAUAUUUAACAUUGUUGAUUUCAGUCAGCUCGGCAUGGUGAGGCUACGGACAGAAGAGACACCCCUGCGUUUGGUGGCCUGGAGGAGGGACCGUGGUCCACGGCUUUUCCUUCCUCCCCAACCUUAGAUGCCUCGCUCUUUUCAGACUCGGUCUAAAUGCUUUUAACAUGAUCAUUCAUUUAGACGUAGGCAUUUGCCUUUUUUUUUUAAAAAAAAAAAUUCCUCUACCAGAACUAAUAAGCACUUUGUUAAUUUUGGGGGAAUAAUAGAUAUGGGGAAAUGAAACUUAAAAAGUGAUAUCAAGAAUUAAGAAAUCAAGCAAUUUGAUUUUAAAAAGAAUCUUUUGGAUUUUAAGCAGUCCAUAAAUUAAACAAUAGCCAUUCAUGUUGUUUUUUUUUUCCGGUCUGUCUUUUUAAUUAUGUUGCCUUUUCAUCCAUUUUAGGCGUGCUCUAAGAUUUUAGUUGCUGGGACCUGAAUCCCACAUUGAGGUCUCAGGAGUAGAAUCCUUGGUGUGUAGUUCUGGCGUCUGCUCAGCUGUCUCGCCUUUCUGUUCCUAGGUGUCUCACUGCAUCCCUGUGAGUGAGAACAGUGUCAUGGCUAUUUUUCAGGAGCUCAGAACCCACGGAGCCAGUCGUGCUGUGCUCAGCCACAGGCUGGCUGCCGUCCAGGCACCCUCCCACCCCUGCCCCCCACUUUCUGCUGUUGCCUCUUCUUGACACCUGUUCUCAUCUUUUGGGAGUUGGGGGGAAGCCAUGUUUAAUUCCCGUUAUCUCUGUCAUUACAUUAGGUUCCAGCAGUUGGAUGAAAUUAAUUUUGGGGGAAUAUUUAUGCAUUUCAAAGGUCUCUGCCAGCCUUAGUGUCAUUUUCUAGCAAUAACUGAGAGCCCGCUAACGUUAUUUCGCACGUGUUUAGCCAGGCUUCCUGGAUGUUUCUGAAGGUAAGAUCACUUCAUUUCUUCGACCUGCUUAUGAGUAAGUGAAACCUGCUCUUCCAGAACCGCCCCGAGAGUGGAUCUUAUCUUCCCAGCAGUGUGCAAGACGGUUAUGAGUUAGCCCCUCACCACCGUUUCCUUCCCUACCCCCCGGGUAAAAUAAAUCGGAGACAGUCAGCCCACACUUCCAUCCCAGCGGCCUCUACCUCCAGACCACGCGGUCUCCCGGGUGGAGAGAGGCACAGCUGAGUCGGUCUCUGUCAGGUGUUGGACCCUUUGAGUCGCGUUCUUGGAGAGAAACAGAAUGGUGCUCUUAACUUUCUUGACUUUUAACAAUGACUAAAAACACCAAAAAUCAGAAAGUCUUGUGAUGCGUUCCGCAGUCCUGACUCUGGGCUCCCUGGAAGGCAGCAGCAUCCCUUUUUUGUAUGGGGAACGAAUGACGUUUAUGAUAAGUCUUUCUAUUUUCUACUUAUUUCAUCGGUGCACACUCAAGAUCCCGGUUUUCUCUAGUAGGUUCAGUCUUGGAGCUGAUUUGUUAUCUGUCUCGAUCACCCUUUUAUCUUUUUGGGUAACUCUUUGUACUCCUGCCGCCUACCUCUCCUCACACCCCCUUUUUUAACCCUUGGUGUCUGUUGGGUGAGCAGUGUAAGUGAUCUUCUCAUCUGCUUUUAGACUGUGAGAUAUUUCCAGUACCUACACUUUUGCUGAAUCCAAAGAUAUAUAAAUAAAAAAAAUAUAUUUUAUAAAGAUCAAAAUGAUAUAAAGGGGAUUCGUGUUUCUUCCUUUAAAAAUAAAAUAGAGGUUACAUUGUUAAUGUCCAUGUUAAGAUGCCACUUUGUAAACUGUGCAUCUGGACUGAGAGGUGUAAAUAUCCGUAAACAAUCCACUGAGCUUAUCGGUAUUUAAUAAUGAGGUGAGUUAGGGGAAUAUGAGGGUGGGGCGUUACGGAAGAUAACUGGCCUGAUCCGGAAGUCGUCUGAUCCACAGGGGAAGAACAGCUGGGAUGUGCAGAUGGGAUCCAGUUACCCAGAAGCCCGUCCAGUUCCCUUUUGUUUGCAAACCAUGAGUUUUGUUUUCAAGUAGGAAAUUCACAGGAGCCAAAUCUCUAGAAUAGAUGAAAAUUUACCCCUGCUGCCAAGGAUAAUGAGUUGUGUUCAACUCCAAGGCAGAUUAUUAAAUAACGAGCAGGGUUUCCUCUUCCUGUCUUUCUAGUAUAUGGAGUUUUGAAAAUGGAAAUGUCAUUCUGAGAGCAAUAUGAAAUUCUCAGGAACUGAGUUAGGGUAUUGAGAAUGAAUUCAAUUCCACCAAGUUUAAGUGUCACUUAAAAAAAUGAAACUCAUUCUUCACACUGCAAAGAUGGAAACCCCGAGGGGUGACUUAUGGACGGGGAGGGUGAGCUGUGACUGCUUUGCUGAUGUUGGGAUGUCGUUGUAAAUAAAGGUUUCUAUUUAAACCUGGA
Tupaia belangeri chinensis (Chinese tree shrew) is the source of this 8036-nucleotide messenger RNA. RefSeq names its product nuclear receptor coactivator 3 (gene NCOA3). Bases 362 to 4570 code for a protein of 1402 amino acids. Gene Ontology annotation, cellular component: nucleus. Gene Ontology annotation, molecular function: nuclear receptor binding; protein dimerization activity. Lineage: Eukaryota; Metazoa; Chordata; Mammalia; Scandentia; Tupaiidae. The transcript is spliced from 24 exons. The record is from RefSeq and is a predicted model, not a curated record. Gene Ontology annotation, biological process: positive regulation of transcription by RNA polymerase II; cellular response to hormone stimulus.